AAUCGAGAGCGAGGUUAGGAAGAUGGUAUCUCAAAAAUGGCUGCUAGAACAUGGAGAUCAUGGAGAAAACUGGCUCCGGCCAAUCGAAUCAUGGACUUGCCUACUCUAGUAACUAUGAGGACUUUUAUGUGCACGCCAGUACGUGAUAAGCUAAUCGCUACAUUUAGAACGAAACCAAAAAAAGAACAGAGGCCAAAAAUGAAAGAAUUGCCAUGGAAGAAAGCAGUUGUAAAACCACGAGACGAUGUUUACUUUCUAUAUGAUCAAGACCCGCCAUCACAUACAUUUAAAGAUGCACUGGACGCAUUGCGAGCAUAUGCAUUUUUUGAAGAAACUGUCAGGUUGAACUUGAGGCUCAACAUGAACGAGAAAAAGAUAAGAACUGAUGCUAUCAGGGGAUCUAUGUUGCUACCAAAACCUUUCAAGGCAAAGAGAAUUCUUGUUUUUGCAGAGGAUGAGGUUGCUGUCCAUGCCAAAGAAGCUGGAGCAGAUUUUGUUGGUGGUAAAGAGCUGAUAGUUCAGGUUGAAAGUGGUGAACUGGAGUUUGAUUAUUGCCUUAGCAGCUUAGAUUUUUUACCAAACCUGUCACAUAUGCCAAGGAUUUUAAAAGACAAAAUGCCAAAUACAAGAAGAGGUACUGCUACAAAUGACGUUAGUUCGGCCGUGGCACAGUACAGACGAGGUCAUUCGUAUAAAACGACCAGGCAAGGACACGUUAACUCAGAUAUUGCUCUCCUGAGCUUUUCAGACAACGAAAUACGAGAGAACAUGCGUGCUUUUAUAUCUACAAUCGAGUCUCACAUGCCACAAUCACUAAAGCAAGAUCAGUUCUUCAAGAAGCUGGUAAUAUCAUCGCAAUACGGUCCUGGAUUGCUAUUAAAUAAGGAAGAAAUUUUCUUAUGAGUUAAUUGUAAAAGGGAACGUUGGCGAAAGUUAACGGUAGCGCUGACCAUGAGUUUAGAGGCAGUGUCGCCCAGCUUACUACAGCCGAUGCCCAACCACCACUACAUCUAGAAGAAUCCAUCGGACAAAUGAUUUGCGAAAAUGUAGUAGGUUGAGUGAAACAAAUAGGAACUUGGUGCAUUAAGAAAAGAUUUUAUGAGUGCGAUGAAUUAAUUAUGUUCCCAAUUAAAUUUUUGUUUGUUUCUUGUUGUAGACCUGAUGUCUUGGUAGGUUUACGAAAUUUUAAUGUGACCAGAAUAUUGUCAUGAAUCUGGAUGUAUCAAAACACGGCAAAUCCUUACUUUCAAACAAAGAAAUCGAAUGAUUAUACAGACAAAAGAAAAAUGAAUACAUAUUAUUAACUAUUUUCUAGUAAUGGCGUACUGCAAAUUGCGUCAAACUUAUGCCAAUUGGAAUUUAGGAAAUUGGGGACAUUCCACUUGGGAUGCAUCUUUAAAAACAAAGUGUCUUUGAUUUGGUAUAAUUGAUAACUUUUAAAAAGUUCUUUAUUGAUGCAUAAUUUUGAUAUGACAUCGAAAAAGCAAAAAUGUCAAGGCUUACUAAAGCUU
Messenger RNA from Rhopilema esculentum, 1511 nucleotides. RefSeq lists its product as uncharacterized. The record is from RefSeq and is a predicted model, not a curated record. NCBI's taxonomy places the organism in Eukaryota, Metazoa, Cnidaria, Scyphozoa, Rhizostomeae, Rhizostomatidae.